Messenger RNA from Lathyrus oleraceus (garden pea), 727 nucleotides. RefSeq lists its product as uncharacterized. The transcript has a single exon. NCBI's taxonomy places the organism in Eukaryota, Viridiplantae, Streptophyta, Magnoliopsida, Fabales, Fabaceae. Bases 96 to 599 code for a protein of 167 amino acids. The record is from RefSeq and is a predicted model, not a curated record.
CAGUAGCGAUAAUCAUCAAAUAGUAAUAACAGUCCAUCAAUAAUAAUCAUCUAACAUGGAUGUAAUCCAACAGAGUUGAAAUCCAGGAGAGAAAGAUGGGAUUAUCGGCGUCAAAGCGAGUGAAUUACAGUUUACAGAACUCGACCCAAUUUGACUCAGCAUGCGACUCAGUCUUCUCCCAAUCUCUUUCUCUAACACAGCACACCUUCCAAGGAGUCUUACCUUACCAGCUCAAAACCGCUUCCGAUCAAAUCCACACCAUCCUCUCCGAUUCUCACUUUCCACUCAUCCACAAAUGGCUCCCUUCCCCUCCCGAUCGCACUCAAGUUGACUCCGCCCUCCGCCACGUCUCCCCGCCCGAUCACCACCACGAAAACGUCCUCCCACUCCCGCUCUUCAAGGAAUGGGCUCGCUACCUCUACACCGACGCCGUCUUGUCCUCCGCCACCAAAGCGCUUCUCUUACGAGUUCCCGUUGGUGUCGCCGGAAUCGUUGGAAUCAGUGCCGUCGCUCACCCUGGUCCGGCACUACUUGGAACGUUCGUUGGAGCCUACUCGCUCGGUGUUGCUCUCUCUAUUUUUCUAGGUUUAUCCGCAUGAUUAAAUUCUAAUUCUGCUGCUGUAUUUUUUAAUAUAUUGCCUUUUUUUAGUAAUGUAUAAGGUUAAGGAUUCAGAAAAAUAUUAUAAAAAUAUCAUAGUAAUAAACGGAUUAUUAAUUUAAAAACUAA